Messenger RNA from Dendrobium catenatum, 1171 nucleotides. RefSeq names its product protein LURP-one-related 8. The coding region runs from base 279 to 923 and encodes 214 amino acids. The record is from RefSeq and is a predicted model, not a curated record. The transcript is spliced from 2 exons. Lineage: Eukaryota; Viridiplantae; Streptophyta; Magnoliopsida; Asparagales; Orchidaceae.
CCCCUAAGAUCCACUUGUCUAAAUAUCAACCAAUUCCAGCACAAUAUGUGGCAGGACAAUGAAGUCCCUACACAUACUAGUAUUUCCAAGCCCCGCAGUAGGGCCACGUGCUCUCAACUACGCUAAUCUGAGAGGGUAUUUUCGUCCACAAGAUGUUAUAAAUUUGCCCUCACAACCGAAGCUGGCUGGCCUCAGCAAUCUCUCUAUCUCUAGCAUUCCACGCUCUACGUCCACCCUCCGACCGGAUUCCGGUGACGGAAAAACCAGCUCCUACGUGAAUGACGAAUAGAAUCCACCCCAAGGCUUACGCUCUUGAAUCCCCAAAAUCCAACGUCUCCACCACCGUAGACUCCCAAUCUCCUCCUACGCCACCGGCGCCUCCGGUGACCCUUACAGUGUGGAGAAAAUCGCUUCUCUUCAACUGCAAGGGGUUCACUGUAUUCGAUGCUGAAGGUAAUCUCGUCUUCCGCGUCGAUAAAUAUGAUAGAUACAGCAAGGGAGAGAUCAUCCUAAUGGACGCCGCCGGAAAUCCCCUCCUCACAAUCCGACGAAAGAAACUGAGCUUGGGCAAGCACUGGGAGAUCUACGACGGCGAGGAGUCGGCGAACCCUCGGUUCUCGGUGAAGAAGCACGUGAACUUUCUGCAACCGAAAUCGUUGGCCCAGGUGAUCCGUUGCGAUGGCGGAUCACUGGUGUACGAGGUCGAGGGAUCAUAUACGCAGCGUUGCUGUGCGUUGUAUGAUGAGACUCGAAUGGCGGUGGCGGAGAUCCGGCGUAAGGAGGAAGUAGGUGGGGUGGAUUUGGGUCUCGAUGUUUUUCGACUAGUCGUUCAGCCUGGAUUUGACGCCGCUGUGGCUAUGGCUUUUGUUGUUUUGCUUGAAGAGAUGUUUGGAUCCAGAAGCUUGGUUAUCUCGACCAGGUGAAGAUUUUCACUUUAGGGAAAAAAAAAUCGAGUAUUCAAAUUCCUGAAAAAAAAAAGGAAAUUAGGGUUCUGGUUUUGUGCCAUUUUUUGCUUCUUCGUGUUCGCGAAGAAACGAUAGGAUAAAGAGGUCCUGCUCGGCUUCCAUUAGCCUUUGUAAUAUAUUUGUUUGGGAGCAUGGGAGCGGUGAUUUUGUAUGUUCUGAUUUCUUAAGAAAAAACGUUUGUAUAUAUUAAAGGUUAGCAUGCACAA